AUGAGAAGCUCUUGGUUUAUAAUUACUUUCCCGUCGGUAGCUUCUCCUCCCUCUUACAAUAACGUUAAUGGAGAAGGAAUGAGAAGGCCGCUAGAGUGGGAACCAAGAAUGAAGAUCGUCAUCGGAGCAGCGAGAGGAAUCACGCUCAUUCAUUCCCAAUUCGACGGAGCAGCGAGAGUAAUCACCCACAAUCAGCCCGUCUCUUGUGGCCGCACAAUGAUUUUUCUUCCUCGCCGGAAAAAGCUAGUGCUCUGUUUCAGCUAUUAA
Linum trigynum is the source of this 267-nucleotide messenger RNA. NCBI's taxonomy places the organism in Eukaryota, Viridiplantae, Streptophyta, Magnoliopsida, Malpighiales, Linaceae. The record is from the annotation of a GenBank genome assembly.